Cyprinodon tularosa is the source of this 3427-nucleotide messenger RNA. It is a transcript of the gene gpr155a, whose product is annotated as G protein-coupled receptor 155a. Bases 298 to 2730 code for a protein of 810 amino acids. The transcript is spliced from 16 exons. Gene Ontology annotation, cellular component: membrane. The record is from RefSeq and is a predicted model, not a curated record. Gene Ontology annotation, biological process: intracellular signal transduction; transmembrane transport. NCBI's taxonomy places the organism in Eukaryota, Metazoa, Chordata, Actinopteri, Cyprinodontiformes, Cyprinodontidae.
CAGUGACGUCUACUAGUGACUCUGUAUUUAACGGUGUAACCACGCUAGUUUGCUUGCUUUUACCCACUUUGCUAAAGGACUUUAGUAAUUCAGCUCUGUUUUGUGUAUUUUGGCUCUUCGGGGAAACAUUAACCGUUAGUUGUAACUCUAACACGGCUGUAAUAUGUAGCAUGGGGAACAUAAAGGGCAAAGCAGCUGUCAAAACGUGUCAGACGGUGCUAAUGUGUGACCCACUCCUCACUCGCAUGACCACGGAUCAGUCCUAGUGGAAGACAGACCAUCAUCAUCAUCAGUGUGAUGGAGUUAGCAGGCGGAUUUAGCGUGGAGGGGAGCUCCAGUCCCCCCGCUGUGCCCUCCACCAUGUCCAUAGACAGGCUGCUGCCUGCUCUCCUGGAGUGCUUUGGGAUCAUCCUGUGCGGGUACAUCGCAGGCAGGGCUAAUAUCAUCACCUCUACUCAGGCCAAAGGUUUGGGAAACUUUGUGUCAAAGUUCGCGCUCCCCGCGCUGCUGUUUAAGAACAUGGUGCUGUUGGACUUCGGUCACGUCAUCUGGCCCUUCCUGUGGGGCAUCCUAGUGGCCAAAGUGUCUGUGUUUUGCAUCGUCGGUGUCCUCACCCUGAUAGUGUCCAGUCCUGAUAGUCGCUACAGCAAAGCGGGUCUCUUCUCAAUAUUUGCAACCCAAAGCAAUGACUUUGCUUUGGGCUAUCCCAUAGUUGAAGCCCUCUAUCAAAGUACAUACCCAGAGUACCUGCAGUAUAUCUACCUGGUUGCACCAGUGUCCCUGAUGAUCCUAAAUCCCAUCGGCUUUGCCCUAUGUGAGAUCCAAAAGAUGAAGAACCAAGGAAACCGCCAGCAGAGAAAGCUGGUGAUCGUGGGACAUGUAAUCUUUCAGGUCUUAAAGAAUCCCAUUGUAUUCAUGGUCAUCGUAGGAAUCAUCGCCCACUUUGUCCUGCACCAGAGAAUCCCUGCUUUCAUGGCUGAGUUCAUAGAUGGCUUGGCCAACUCUUUUGGUGGAGCAGCUUUGUUCUAUUUGGGUCUGACCAUGGUGGGCCAAUUAAGGAAGCUGACCAGAUCCACUGUUGUGAUGCUGAUUUUGCUCAUUACAGCAAAACUGUUGGUAAUGCCACUCAUCUGUAAAACUAUGGUGGAUCUUCUGGAUAACACCAGCAACACCACAAACCACUCCAGCCUCUCAGAUUAUGCCUUUCUUUACGGAGUCUUCCCCACCGCACCAAGCGUGGCCAUCUAUGCUGUCUACUAUAACACAGAACUAGAAGUUGUGACUGCUGGGAUGGUGAUCAGCACUUUUCUCUCAGCUCCCAUAAUGUACGUCUCAGCCUGGCUGCUUACCAUUCAUUUAAUGGAUCCCCAGUCUUUGAUGAAUUCCCUUGAGACGGUCAGCUUUAACAUGAGCAUAGUGAGCUUAGUGGCUCUGUUGUGGACAGUUGCUGUCAUGUUUUUAAGUAAAAAGUUUAGACGGCUACCUCACGUGUUUACAGUCAACCUGUUCCUGGCACAGCUGUUAAGCUGCAUUGGGAUGAUUCUGUGGAACUUUGUGGUGAAGGAAGACAACUUCAUCGCACAGGUCUUCACUUUCACACUGCUGUCUACGUCACUCUACAGUAGUUUCCUGUGGCCAGGCUUAAUAGCACUCUCGAUUGUUCUCUUGAAAAAGUAUGAGGAUCUGAAAGGAGCAUCUGGUGGCCUGGUCAUUGCGGGCUGGGGGAUCCCUUGUUUGGUGACAUCUAUGCUUCUGCUCUUUGGUGAAAAAAGGCCUGACGCUAUUGAUUUCUCCUUCUUCUAUGGGAAACUACAGAUAAUCUGCACCACAGUAGUGAUCAGCUUCAGCAUGCUUCUGGGAGGAGGCUCUUUGGUGUGUCUCAGCAGAGGAAGCUGGACCCAAGAUGAACAAAACCAGGCAGGAAACUCUUCAUCUGAAGCUACACAGGAUCAGGUGACCGAGGCAGAACCAGAUGCUCGGACUCUCAUAGAGGCAGGAAAUGGAGCCGGUGGAGGAGAGUGUGUCAGAUGUGCCUGUGCUGUAGCCACGCCCAUGCCUGACAUGAUCAUCAGCACCAAUAUGAACAACACCCCAGCAUCACUCUCAGGUCAGUGUGAGAAUGGUUGUGCAUCAACAGACUGCCUCCUUGCUCGCAUGGAUGAGCUCCAAGAGGUUGCAGAUAGGCAAGUGGUCCGACAUGUGCUCCUGUGUCUCCUCCUGACAGUCUUCCUUCUGGCUAACUUUUCCAGCUGUCUGUGGUUGCUUUACAACAACCUUCAUGGGAGACUCUACUUGGAGCUUCAGUUCUUCUGUGCCAUAGCCAACUAUGGACAGGGAUUUAUCUCCUUUGCUCUUUUUGGGCUGGACAAGCAUUUUAUUUUACCACCAUUGAAGAGGUUAUACAGUCGCUUGUAUGGGAAGAAGAAGCGGGAAGAGCCGGAGCAAGACUUACCAGAUGAAAUCAGGACGACCUGUCUUCAGUUCACCAAAUACCACAAACAGCAGUGUUGUCAUGAUAUUGUUAAAAAGAGAAGGUGUGGAGUGAUGACCAGGCUGGACUGUUUCCUCGGCUGUGAGAUGGUGGAUUGGCUUCAGCAGGUGGGCUUGGCGCAGGACCGUGGCGAGGCGGUUCUCUACGGGACACAGCUGCAGCAGGGCGGCGUGCUUCAGCACAUCAAAGAGGAGUACAGCUUCGAAGAUAGCCAGCUUCAUUACUACUUCACUACAUAAAACCAAAGCAUGGCAGUUGACUCCGAUUUUAUUCCCAAAGAGCGACAUUUCAGUCAGAUGGAAACGUCUGCUUAGUUUGCACACUGUACAAAGCAACUGUGAUAUUUCAAAUGUGUUUAAUGCUUUGGUGGAGAUAUAAAAAAAAAAAAAGGGAUACAUUAAAUAAGGGGAAUUUUAUUUCUAACCAGCUCAGGUGUUUUAUCUAACAUUUCUAAAACAGAUUUUCAGCUGCGUUAUUUAACUUUGUCUCAGUUCAGACGCUUAUGUUUUCUGAUCUUAGUUGCUCAGUAAGCCCUUUUAGUGGACAUGAUCAAAACCCCUUAUUUGGAGGUGAAACUGGAUGUGCAUGCACUGUAAUUAUUGCAGUUAUCCUUGGUUGUGUGGGAAUUACUUGGUUUUUAGGGGCUUACCAGUCUGUGAAGAAGAGCACAAAAUCCCUUGGUAUAUUUUCAUUUAAUAUUUAUGCAGUUGUUGCAUAUCUCUUACCACUGUGACUAAUGAUGCACAAAAAAGCUAAGCUUUCAUUGCAGGUAAAAAUGCUGCUAUCAGCUGAAUGUAUUCAACGUAAAAACCUAUGCAGACAUUGUUGCUCCUAUAUAAAAACCAACCAUAAAAGCCACUUGUUGGUCCUCGGGCCCUCUAAAGUGCCUCUUACUUAAAGUUAAAAAAUGAAAUAGAAAUGAACCAAAAAAGGAAA